This is a messenger RNA of Fonsecaea erecta, 918 nucleotides long. RefSeq names its product Tricarboxylate transport protein. The transcript has 3 exons. Lineage: Eukaryota; Fungi; Ascomycota; Eurotiomycetes; Chaetothyriales; Herpotrichiellaceae. The record is from RefSeq and is a predicted model, not a curated record. Gene Ontology annotation, biological process: mitochondrial citrate transmembrane transport. The coding region runs from base 1 to 918 and encodes 305 amino acids.
AUGGAGGCCCCAGUUGUGAUGGGCAUCAGUGCCCCAACUGCGAAGACGGUUUCGACGACUCCCAAUGCUAAGAAAGUAAGGCCCUUGCCUUUUGUUUCUUUUGUCUCUGGAGGCAUCGCUGGCGGAUUCGAAGGGUUUUUGACUUAUCCCAUAGAAUUCGCGAAGACCAGCGUUCAGCUGAGAAACAACUAUGGCUCCAACAACCCACUGAAGGUUGUCUGGACUGUGAUCCAGACCAGGGGCGUCCGCUCCCUCUACACGGGCUGUGGAUCGAUGGUCAUCGGCGCGACGGGCAAGGCCGGCGUGCGUUUUCUCUGCUUCGACACCAUCAAGGCCCUGCUGGCCGAUUCGAAUGGCAGAGUGUCCUUCGCCCGCGGUGUGCUGGCGGGCAUGUGUGCGGGCGUGGCUGAGUCCGUGGUCGCACUGACGCCUACGGAGAGGAUCAAAACGGCCAUGAUAGACGACUCCAAAGGAGCACGGCGGUUUCGUGGCGGCUUUCAUGCCGCGACGUCCAUGGUCCGCGAAAAGGGCUUUUCAGAGUUGUACCGUGGUUGUACGGCCACGACGUCCAAGCAGGCUGCCACCUCAGCGGUGAGGAUGGGCAGCUACAAUUUUCUGCAACAACAAGCCAAGAAGUAUCAGCUCGACAAGAGUCCCGCGGCGACUUUUGGCAUGGGUGCCGUGGCUGGCACCAUCACUGUCUACGCCACACAGCCCUUUGACACGAUCAAGACACGGACCCAAGCCGUGGCGAACACGGGCCUCGUCGAGGCAUGUCGGUCGGUCGUCCAAGACGCCGGGAUCAGGGGGUUCUGGAAAGGGAGCACAAUGCGUCUGGGGCGGCUGGUGCUCAGCGGGGGCAUCAUCUUCUCAGCCUAUGAGCAGAUCAGUGCGUUUCUGACCAAACAGGGGCUGUAA